This is a messenger RNA of Dendroctonus ponderosae (mountain pine beetle), 5305 nucleotides long. It is a transcript of the gene CPSF1, whose product is annotated as cleavage and polyadenylation specificity factor subunit 1. Gene Ontology annotation, cellular component: nucleus; mRNA cleavage and polyadenylation specificity factor complex. The transcript has 22 exons. Lineage: Eukaryota; Metazoa; Arthropoda; Insecta; Coleoptera; Curculionidae. Bases 214 to 4440 code for a protein of 1408 amino acids. Gene Ontology annotation, molecular function: nucleic acid binding; protein binding. The record is from RefSeq and is a predicted model, not a curated record.
UCUUCUGCAAUCGGACUGAAGCGGAGGAAUGUGUCUUUAACCUCGGUGAUAUGUGGAAAUAUUUUCCCUAAUAUUCCUGCCGUAGAUAAGCAUAAAAUCUAACUAAAACAGAUUCAUAAAAGGUCGCAUGUUAUUAGAGUGCUUUAAAUAUGAAAGUAGGAUCCAGUUAACCGGAUUUGAUUUAAUUUUUACUAAUUAAAGCCCUGAAUAGUUAUGUUUUCUGUUUGUAAGCAAACGCAUCAACCCACUGGUGUUGAACAUGCCAUAAGUUGCUUUUUUUUCAAUAAAACGGAAAAAAGCCUCGUUACAGCCGGUGCAAAUAUUCUGAAAGUGUUUAGGCUAAUCCCUAACGUAGAGCAAAAGACCAAGCAGGAGAGAUAUUCAGAAUUUUUUCCUCCUAAAUCGAAGUUGGAAUGUGUGGCCCAAUUUCAGCUGUUUGGCAAUGUUAUGUCAUUGCAACGAGUAACUUUGGCAAACAAUCCAAGGGAUUCGCUGCUGCUGGGAUUUUCGGACGCAAAACUUUCUGUUGUCGAAUAUGAUCCAGAAAAUCAUGAAUUAAAGACGUUAAGUCUUCAUUAUUUCGAGGAAGAUGACAUGAAAGAUGGUUGGACUCAUUUCCACCAUAUACCAAUUGUACGAGCAGACCCAGAAAACAGAUGUGCCGUAAUGACUAUUUUUGGAAAAAAACUAGUUAUACUUCCGUUUCGAAGAGAAACGGCUAUAGAUGAUGGAGACUCGGAUGUCAAGCCGACUUCUAGUUCUAAUGUUGGUGGAAAAUCUCCAAUUUUAGCUUCCUACAUGAUCGUGAUGAAGGAUUUUAUUGAUAAAAUUGACAACAUUAUUGAUAUUCAGUUUUUGCACGGAUAUUAUGAGCCGACAUUGUUGAUUUUAUAUGAGCCUCUAAAAACUUUUGCUGGUCGUGUUGCUGUUAGAUCAGAUACAUGUGCGAUGGCUGCCAUUUCAUUAAAUUUGCAACAAAAAGUGCAUCCAAUCAUUUGGAGCGUUUCAAAUCUACCAUUUGAUUGCUUAAGGGCGGUACCUAUUAAGAAACCGCUGGGAGGCACAUUGAUAUUUGCCGUAAAUUCAUUAAUAUAUUUAAAUCAGAGUAUUCCACCUUAUGGUGUUUCAGUGAAUAGUAUCGGAGAGACCAGUUCUAGUUUUCCAUUGAAAUCUCAAGACGAUGUGAAAAUAAGUUUCGACUGUGCACAAGUAGGAUUCUUAGACGACGAUGCCUUGGUCUUAUCACUUAAAGGAGGCGAAUUAUAUGUGCUCACCUUACUAGCCGAUAGUAUGCGUUAUGUUCGAAAUUUCCACUUCGAAAAAGCGGCGGCCAGUGUUUUAACUACUUGCGUUUGUAUAUGCGAGAACAAUUUUCUGUUCUUAGGCUCUCGAUUAGGAAACUCUUUGCUGCUUCGUUUUACAGAAAAAGCGAACGAAGUGAUCACGCUAGAUGAAUCUGAAGAACCGAGCGCAAAAAGAGCUCGAAAUAAAAUCAUUGAGCAAGGAGAAAAAGUUUCAGAUUCUUUGACUGAUUUUAUUGCUAGUGAUGUGAUGGAUAUAAGAGACCCAGAAGAGUUAGAAGUCUACGGAAACCAAAAGCAAACGGGUGUCCAAAUCACAAGCUACACCUUUGAAGUAUGUGACUCUUUGCUGAACAUCGGUCCUUGCGGGCAGAUUUCUGUCGGAGAACCGGCGUUUUUAAGCGAAGAGUUUCACAACAAUCCCGAUCAUAAUCUAGAACUAGUUACAACCGCGGGCUAUGGAAAAAACGGGGCCUUGUGUGUUCUUCAGAGAUCUAUUAAGCCGCAAAUUGUUACCACUUUUACUUUGCCUGGCUGCUCUAAUAUUUGGACGAUCAAAAGCGGCGAUGAUAUGCAUUCGUAUCUCAUACUCAGCCAAGAGGAAAGCACAAUGGUGUUGCAAACUGGCCAAGAAAUCAACGAAAUCGAUAAUACCGGCUUUUUGACUCACCAACCGACAGUUUUUGCAGGAAAUUUAGGCAAUAAUAAGUAUGUGGUGCAAGUUACUACAGUAUCUGUUCGAUUACUUCAAGGUGCCGUUCAACUUCAGCAUGUACCCAUGGAUUUAUCAUGUCCUAUUGUGCAUGUUUCCAGCGCAGAUCCAUAUAUGUCGUUAAUGGCAGAGGAUGGUCAAAUUAUUACGCUUAUGUUGAGAGAAACGAGGGGUUCUGCCAAGCUAGUCAUCAGCAAGUCGACUUUAUCGAAUAGUCCACCGGUAUCUACUAUUUGCAUGUACAAAGACACUUCUGGCCUCUUUACAAACAAAAUUCCCGAGGAAUUCACUCACGUUCCCCAACACUUUAUUACGGACAUUUCGGAUUUGAAAAAUGAAACGGAAAAUGAAGACGAUUUGCUUUACGGCGACAAUGACUUUAAAAUGCCGUCACUGAGCAAAGCCGCUCCAAAGCCCAAAGUGUUCUACAAUUGGUGGAAAAAAUAUCUCACCCCUAAUAAGCCUACAUAUUGGCUUUUCGUAGUCAGGGAGAACUCCAACAUGGAGAUAUAUUCAGUUCCUGAUUUCAAACUCAGUUUUUACGUACAGAACUUGUGUUUUGGACAUAAAGUAUUAAUUGAUUCGCUCGAAUCCGUUAUGCUGAAUGCGAUGCCACAUUCAAAUGAAGCACAGAUCCAAAGGGAAUAUGAAGUGAAGGAAAUUAUUAUGGCUGGUUUGGGAAAUGAAGGAUCCAGACCAUUGUUGUUUAUAAGAUUGGAGAAAGCUCUUUAUAUUUACGAAGUAUUUAGGUUUUACAAAGGAAAUCUAAAGCUCCGAUUUAGACGGCUUAAGCAUGAAAUCAUCUACAAUCCAAAUGUGUCCGGGUUCAUCGAAACCGAGAAUUCGGAUUUCUUUAUUUUGCAGCAAAAAAUCUCAAGACUUAGAUAUUUUGAAAAUAUUGCAGGAUACAAUGGUGUGUUCGUUUGCGGCGGAAAUCCUUACUGGAUAUUUUUCGGUAAACGAGGGGAACUUCGAACUCACCCUAUGAAUGUUGACGGCGAAGUUCUUAACUUUGCGCCGUUCAAUAAUGUUAACUGUCCAGAUGGUUUCUUGUACUUCAACAGAAAAUCCGAGUUGCGUAUCGGCAUUUUACCGACGCAUCUCAGCUAUGAUGCCCCAUGGCCUGUAAGAAAAGUUCCUCUCAGAUGUAAUCCGCACUUUGUCACGUAUCAUUUAGAAUCGAAAACUUACUGUUUAGUCACUAGCUUAUCUGAACCAUCUAACUCAUACUAUCGUUUUAACGGGGAAGAUAAGGAGCUUACGGUGGAAGAUGGUAAAGAUGAACGGUUUCCUUUUCCUCACCAAGAGAAAUUCAGCUUAAUGCUAUUUUCGCCAGUGUCUUGGGACGUAAUUCCAAACACGAAGAUCGAUUUAGAUGAAUGGGAACAUGUUACGUGUUUGAGAAACGUUCAACUGGAAUAUGAAGGCGCUCGUUCAGGUUUAAAAGGCUACAUCGCUGUAGGGACGAACUAUAACUAUGGAGAAGACGUUACUUCGAGAGGAAGAAUUUUGAUAUAUGAUAUCAUUGAGGUGGUGCCAGAACCCGGACAGCCUUUAACCAAGAACAAAUUCAAAGAGAUUUACGCUAAAGAGCAGAAAGGUCCGGUAACUGCGUUGUCGCAAGUCAAAGGGUUUUUAAUUUCAGCCGUUGGCCAAAAAAUAUAUAUUUGGCAGUUGAAAGACAAUGACUUGAUUGGUAUUGCUUUCAUUGAUACUCAAGUCUACACGCAUCAAAUUCUAACAAUUAAAAACCUAAUACUUAUUGCCGAUGUAUAUCAAUCAAUCUCCUUGCUUAGGUUUCAAGAGGAAUUCAGAACACUGUCAAUGGUUUCUAGAGAUUUACGAUUAUGCGAAGUAUAUGCCAUUGAAUACAUGAUCGACAAUGGUAAUAUGGGAUUUUUAUUGUCGGACAGAGAAAAAAACAUUACGAUUUGUAUGUAUCAACCAGAAGCAAGAGAGUCUUUAGGAGGUCAGCGCUUAUUAAGAAAGGCAGAUUUUCACCUUGGUCAAGCUGUUACCACCUUCUUUAGGAUAAAGUGCAAAUUAGGGGAACUUGGCGAUGAUAAAAAACACAUGAGUGGUGCUGAUAGACGACAUAUCACUAUGUUUGCUACGUUGGAUGGUGGGUUAGGUUACAUUAUGCCUGUUGCUGAAAAAACGUACAGAAGACUGCUUAUGUUGCAAAAUGUAAUGGUUUCCCACGGCUCACAUAUCGGUGGCUUAAAUCCUAAGUCAUUUAGAACUUUCAAGAGUUUUCGAAGAUCGCUAACAAAUCCGGCCCGGAGCGUUAUCGACGGAGAAGUUGUGUGGAAUUUUAUGCAACUGCCCAUCACCGAAAAAAUUGAGAUGUCUAAGAAAAUUGGCACAAAGCUGGAGGAAUUACAGGAAGAUUUAAGUGACAUACAGAAGUUAACAAAUCACUUUUAGGUGGCUGUUCCAAAAAUAUCGUGUCAAGAGGACGCGCUAGCAUUUGCUGCACGGCUGACGUCACUACACCCAACUUUGAUAUCGGCUUGCAUUUGGUUCGCGUGGUGGCGGCGUUUACUUUUUUGAUCAAACCAAGUUUAAUGGGUGCUUAGUGAGGUCUAGUUGGUGAUUUGAAGAAAAUGGCUUAUACAUAUUGUAUGGUGCCGGAGUGUACCAAUACAAAUGGCACGACGUAAUGUGAAAGUUUCCAAAAAUAUAUUACAAAAACUUGUAUUUUGCUCAGUUUUUGAAUCAAUCGUUGAUGCAAAAAUAUCAUCCGUUUGAAGAAAAGCCAUAAAGAACAAAACAAAAAAUAUUUUUGCAAUUUACACUUUUUUAUCUUCUCUGUACAGUCACUGGGUAAAAUUUAUCCACCAGUCCAGUAGUUUAUUAUUCAAUCUGAGGACAAACAGUUGCAUACUAAAUUUGUAUCAAAUCAAGGGUAAUUCUUUUUUAUGUAUACCUGUUUUAAACGUGCUCACCGAAAAAUACGUAACUCCCCAAACUUAUAUUAGUGCGAAAACAUAUUAGUUACGUACCUUGCAGGUAUAGUUGGCGACACGUAAAAAUAGACGAUUCAAUAGUUGUUUUGUAAAUCUGACUUUCUACCUCGGUCUACCUUUGCGUAAAUUACAUAAUACUGACAACUAGUUUUCAUAUUAUCAAAAUUAUUUGUAAAAAUUGAAAUAAUUACAUUAAUCGUGGAAGGACAGCCAACAAAAACAGUAGUUGAGAGAUUUCGAAAACCGAAGAGAAUGAUUUAUAAAAAAAUUAAUUAAAUUGUUGAAUGAAAACAAGUUUGUGACAUACAUUGUACCAUAUAUUU